Molecule: messenger RNA, 1041 nt
Organism: Rangifer tarandus platyrhynchus (Svalbard reindeer)
Lineage: Eukaryota; Metazoa; Chordata; Mammalia; Artiodactyla; Cervidae
Source: the annotation of a GenBank genome assembly
AUGUUCCUCUCCAUCCUGACCGCCCUGUGCCUGUGGCUGCGCCUGGCGCUGGGCGUGCGCGGCGCGCCCUGCGAGGCGGUGCGCAUCCCCAUGUGCCGACACAUGCCCUGGAACAUCACGCGGAUGCCCAAUCACCUGCACCACAGCACGCAGGAGAACGCCAUCCUGGCCAUCGAGCAGUACGAGGAGCUGGUGGACGUGAACUGCAGCGCGGUGCUGCGCUUCUUCCUCUGUGCCAUGUACGCGCCCAUCUGCACCCUGGAGUUCCUGCACGACCCCAUUAAGCCAUGCAAGUCGGUGUGCCAGCGCGCGCGUGACGACUGCGAGCCCCUCAUGAAGAUGUACAACCACAGCUGGCCGGAGAGCCUGGCCUGCGAUGAGCUGCCUGUCUACGACCGGGGCGUGUGCAUCUCGCCGGAGGCCAUCGUCACUGACCUCCCUGACGACGUUAAGUGGAUAGACAUCACUCCAGACAUGAUGGUACAGGAAAGGCCUCUUGACAUUGACUGUAAACGCCUAAGCCCGGACCGGUGCAAGUGCAAAAAGGUGAAGCCAACCCUGGCGACGUAUCUGAGCAAAAACUACAGUUACGUCAUUCAUGCAAAAAUAAAAGCCGUGCAGAGGAGUGGCUGUAAUGAAGUAACGACAGUGGUGGACGUGAAAGAGAUCUUCAAGUCCUCAUCACCCAUCCCUCGGACUCAAGUCCCUCUUAUUACAAAUUCUUCCUGCCAGUGUCCACACAUCCUGCCUCAUCAAGAUGUUCUCAUCAUGUGUUACGAGUGGCGCUCACGGAUGAUGCUUCUUGAAAAUUGUUUAGUUGAAAAAUGGAGAGACCAACUCAGUAAAAGAUCCAUACAGUGGGAAGAGAGGCUGCAGGAGCAGCAGAGGACAGCCCAGGACAAGAAGCGGACAGCAGGGCGCACCAGUCGCAGCAACGCCCCGAAGCCCAAGGGGAAGUCAGCUGCUCCCAAACCGGCCAUCCCCAAGAAGAACAUCAAGGCUAGGAGUGCUCCGAAGAGCACAAACCCAAAACGAGCGUGA